Messenger RNA from Encephalitozoon intestinalis ATCC 50506, 1110 nucleotides. RefSeq names its product WD40 domain-containing protein. Gene Ontology annotation, biological process: positive regulation of anaphase-promoting complex-dependent catabolic process; anaphase-promoting complex-dependent catabolic process; positive regulation of ubiquitin protein ligase activity. Gene Ontology annotation, cellular component: anaphase-promoting complex. Gene Ontology annotation, molecular function: protein binding; anaphase-promoting complex binding; ubiquitin ligase activator activity. The record is from RefSeq and is a predicted model, not a curated record. The transcript has a single exon. Bases 1 to 1110 code for a protein of 369 amino acids. NCBI's taxonomy places the organism in Eukaryota, Fungi, Microsporidia, Unikaryonidae.
AUGGACAGAUUCCUAAUAAACAAAAAGGAAACUACUUCCAGAUAUGCACAAAGAAACUUCUAUGAUCUUGGAACUAAAGAGGAAAUGUAUGAGGCAAGGUUUGCCUGUUCCAUGGGCGAAAUUCCGUAUUUAAGUACUGUUGGAAGCCAAAACCUUGGGCCAAGAAUAAUCAUUCAGCCAUAUAGACAAUUGAAGGUUAAAUCCCUUCCCGACGACUUCUAUAGCAGUCUAAUUGACUGGUCAGGAGAAAAUGUAUUUUUCACUGCAGACAACUGUUUGUUUGUUCACAACUUCUUUUCCUCGAAGACAUUGCAGAUUUGUAAUCUUAGCAGUCUUGGAAUAACAUCUGUGAAAUAUAACCCAACCACUAGCACUGUUGCCCUUGGGACUUCUAUCGGUGUCAUGUUGAAUGUUGAUAUAGCCUCUCUAAAGAUAACCAGGUAUUCAUUCCACAGAUCAAGAAUAGGUGUAAUCGAGUCGGAAAAUGCAAACAUUAUAACUGGAAGCAGAGAUAGAAAAAUAAAGAUAACAGAUCUUCGCUCGGAGAAGGCUGUGGCAACCAUUCUACACCAUCGUCAGGAGGUCUGUGGAUUAAGCAUAAGCAAGGACCUUAGGUUUCUUGCAUCCGGCGGGAACGACAAUAGACUUUAUAUUUAUGAUUACAGGAACUUAUCCCAUCCUCUUAAACAAUGUUCCAGCCACAAGGCCGCAGUGAAGGCCAUAAGUUGGUCCCCUCUUUCCCCAAACCUGUUGGUGUCUGGUGGAGGAACUGCAGACAAAACAAUCAAGCUAUGGGACAUGAAUCUCGUAAACUCGAGUAGAUCAAGCUCGUGUUUGAUAAGAUCUGUAGACUAUGGCUCUCAAAUUUGUAAUCUAAGAUGGUUGAAGUCCAACAAGAUCCUGAGUACACACGGAUACUCAAAAGAUGACAUCAGACUGUCACAGAUGUCCUCUUUCAAGGUAGAAAGAUACUUCUUGGGGCAUAAGAACAGAGUGAUCCACUUUUCCUGUUCCGACGAUGAAAAGUACUUUGUAUCUGGAUCUUCUGAUUCUAACAUAAACUUUUGGGAGUUGGAUGGGGAGAGGGAUGAUGAAAUAAAGAUUAGAUAA